CUUUUCUCUUAUUGAUUGUUUUGGUUAAUUUUGUUUCCCCUUUUUUUUGUUGUAUUUACUCGAUUGAUUACUUCAAUAUGAUUUUCUGGUUUGCUUGGAAUUUAAGCUGGAAGGAACUGAUUCGAAUAUUUCUUGCAUAAGAAGAUGUUUCAAUCUACCUAUCUAUUGACUUCAUGAUUGGCUUUUGCUUUUAUUGUUGAUAUCUCUUACUAUCUUGAUUUCACCUUUCGUUACCAUUUGCGUACAAAAAUUUAACAAAGCAAUGAAUGGGAAUUUCUUAUUUUUUGUAUAGUCGUUUUAACUGCUAAACUAUGUUAAGUUGGUCCACACAAUUAGGUGCUGAAAAUAAAGUGACAUCCUAAUAAGUGGAAACUUGACUUAUGGAGCUUUUCGUCUGCUUAACAUUAAUUUUUAUCAUCUUAUCUAUUUGACACCUUCCAAACACUAUUGGGGAAAUGGCUUCUUCUCUUUUUUCCGGUGUAGGUUUAAGGUUUUAGAUUUGAAGGCGGAUGGUGAGGAGUUUGUGUUGAUGAAAUGGGUGAUUUGAAGUUAAAUCCUUUAAGUUCUUUUAGCCUUAAGUUCUUUUAGCCUGUCAUUACAAUAUAUGUUUCAGUUGUGAUCUUUUGGUGCUCUCCAAGGUCUUAGGGAAUCUCCGUGUCCCCUCUGGUUUCUUUCUUUGUAUAAAGUCUCUGGAAUUUAAAGAUGAUUUUGUCCUGUUUUCUUCGAAGAAUUUGGCGAAGAAACAUCAAAAGUUCACUAUUUGCUUUACGUGUUAUGCUUGUUUGACUUUGUGUGAUCUAACUUUUGGUUGAAAACUAAUGCUCAUCUUUUGUUCUUUGGAAUGUCUUGAUCUGCUUGAUUUUGAAUGCUUUGUCACAUUGUUUAAACAAUUUGUUCUUUGUUUUCAGUUGAGGAAAACAUGAAUUCGACAUCGACACAUUUUGUGCCACCGAGAAGAGUUGGUAUAUACGAACCUGUCCAUCAAUUCGGUAUGUGGGGGGAGAGUUUCAAAAGCAAUAUUAGCAAUGGGACUAUGAACACACCAAACCACAUAAUAAUACCGAAUAAUCAGAAACUAGACAACAACGUGUCAGAGGAUACUUCCCAUGGAACAGCAGGAACUCCUCACAUGUUCGAUCAAGAAGCUUCAACGUCUAGACAUCCCGAUAAGAUACAAAGACGGCUUGCUCAAAACCGCGAGGCUGCUAGGAAAAGUCGCUUGCGCAAGAAGGCUUAUGUUCAGCAACUGGAAACAAGCAGGUUGAAGCUAAUUCAAUUAGAGCAAGAACUCGAUCGUGCUAGACAACAGGGAUUCUAUGUAGGAAACGGAAUAGAUACUAAUUCUCUCGGUUUUUCGGAAACCAUGAAUCCAGGGAUUGCUGCAUUUGAAAUGGAAUAUGGACAUUGGGUUGAAGAACAGAACAGACAGAUAUGUGAACUAAGAACAGUUUUACACGGACACAUUAACGAUAUCGAGCUUCGUUCGCUAGUCGAAAACGCCAUGAAACAUUACUUUGAGCUUUUCCGGAUGAAAUCGUCUGCUGCCAAAGCCGAUGUCUUCUUCGUCAUGUCAGGGAUGUGGAGAACUUCAGCAGAACGAUUCUUCUUAUGGAUUGGCGGAUUUCGACCCUCCGAUCUUCUCAAGGUUCUUUUGCCACAUUUUGAUGUCUUGACGGAUCAACAACUUCUAGAUGUAUGCAAUCUAAAACAAUCGUGUCAGCAAGCAGAAGACGCGUUGACUCAAGGUAUGGAGAAGCUGCAACACACCCUUGCGGACUGCGUUGCAGCGGGACAACUCGGUGAAGGAAGUUACAUUCCUCAGGUGAAUUCUGCUAUGGAUAGAUUAGAAGCUUUGGUCAGUUUCGUAAAUCAGGCUGAUCACUUGAGACAUGAAACAUUGCAACAAAUGUAUCGGAUAUUGACAACGCGACAAGCGGCUCGAGGAUUAUUAGCUCUUGGUGAGUAUUUUCAACGGCUUAGAGCCUUGAGCUCAAGUUGGGCAACUCGACAUCGUGAACCAACGUAGGUUUGAGUUAUUUUGUAACAACCAAAUGAAGAAAAUGGAAAGACCUCAAAAAAUGAAGAAUGAGUGCAUCUGAAAACAGAGGACUACUCUGAAUAAAUAGAGGGGUUGCUGCUGAUAUUUAUUUUUACUCUGCGGCGGAAUUAGAAAAUUUGAAAAACAUCAUGUAUUGAUAAGUUGUAAAUAUCAGAAAAAGGUGGGGGUGCAAAAAUUUGUACUUUUUAGCUUUUGAAAGAGGCAAGUUUUUCGAAUGUUUGUUUGAUUUGUAAACAAUUUCAGAAUUAUAUAAACUUGGUUCCAAAUCCCCUGUAAUAAUGUCGAGCUAUCUGCAAUUUGAAAACUAUAGGGGCUUUACUUAAUUUUACGUUUUGUGUGACACCUAUUUGAUUUUUUUUGAUACGUUUGGACCAG
This is a messenger RNA of Arabidopsis thaliana (thale cress), 2434 nucleotides long. It is a transcript of the gene TGA1, whose product is annotated as bZIP transcription factor family protein. NCBI's taxonomy places the organism in Eukaryota, Viridiplantae, Streptophyta, Magnoliopsida, Brassicales, Brassicaceae. The coding region runs from base 920 to 2026 and encodes 368 amino acids. Gene Ontology annotation, molecular function: sequence-specific DNA binding; DNA-binding transcription factor activity; transcription cis-regulatory region binding. The transcript is spliced from 8 exons. Gene Ontology annotation, cellular component: nucleus. Gene Ontology annotation, biological process: DNA-templated transcription; regulation of DNA-templated transcription. The record is from RefSeq and is marked reviewed.